Molecule: messenger RNA, 489 nt
Organism: Necator americanus (New World hookworm)
Lineage: Eukaryota; Metazoa; Nematoda; Chromadorea; Rhabditida; Ancylostomatidae
Exons: 1
Coding region: 1-489 (162 amino acids)
Source: RefSeq, a predicted model, not a curated record
AUGAGAAGGCUCACAUCAGGGAAGCCACCGGUCAAAACCACAGAAAGGUCUGCGAAACGACCACAGAGUUUCUCAGUACAGCACGUCAUUGCGACGGAAGCAAAAGAAUCAGAAGUUCCAUCUGAUGAGGUCACCACAUCAGAGACCUUUGAACAGGGUGAUCUACCAUGUAAGGACACCGUGGUACUACACACGAAUAAUAGAUCACACAAUAUCAACAGAGGAUCCAAGAGAGUCAUCCUACUAGCUGGUUCAGCACGAGUAUUAUAUAUCAAAGAGUGGAUGAGACAAGUCACUGUAUUACUCGAUACGGGCUCAGAACUCUCCUUUAUUGACGAGUAUCUUACCCAAGAACUCGGACUCCCCGUAGUGGGCAGAAGAUUAAUAAAUAUCUUUAGAUCAGCAAUUCUCACACCGAAGGAAUGUGACAACACUACACUUGUGCGACCUAGAAGGGAUAAAACACAAUGUGCGCGUACACAGCAAUAA